Messenger RNA from Tricharina praecox, 2774 nucleotides. RefSeq lists its product as uncharacterized. The transcript has 2 exons. The record is from RefSeq and is a predicted model, not a curated record. Lineage: Eukaryota; Fungi; Ascomycota; Pezizomycetes; Pezizales; Pyronemataceae. Gene Ontology annotation, biological process: cristae formation. The coding region runs from base 230 to 2416 and encodes 728 amino acids.
CGAACUAGAGCAGCAGCAGAGCCGCCUCACCUGAACCUAUGAUACAUCGUCCCAUCUUUCUUGGCGUGCACAACGUCAUUUGAGAAUGUUUGGUGGUGGAACAGACCAAACACACAUCGAAGCAUAUCAUUCUUUACACACCUUUCCUCGUCCAGGUCGACCUCUCGCCCCGCUUCGUUCGAAGCACCUGUUCUAGCAGCGGAGCAACUACACACAGAGACAGACAGGCAUGGCGGAUUCGGUCCCCGCACCCCGCGGAAGAGCAAGUGUCUCACCGCACGACGAUCGCGACCACCAGCACCACGGAAACGGCAGUGCGCGCCAACCGAGCGACGACAACUACGAUUCCGAAGAAUACGAUCGGGACGACGACGUGGACGACGGCGAGGGCGAGAGCGAUGACUACUACUCCAUCCUCAAUGUUCCGCGAGAUGCUUCUCCGAACCAGAUCCGCACCGCGUAUCACUCGCUAUCGCGCCGUUUCCACCCGGACAAGCAACCGCCGGAUAUGCGCGACCGAGCCACGACGCACUUCAACCGCAUCCUGAUCGCCUACGAGACCCUGAUGAACCCCCACAAGCGUAUAAUAUACGACCAGUUCGGUGUCGAGGGGCUCAAGGAGCGGGCGUGGCAGCUGGGUGUCAGGCCGAUGAGUCCCGAGCAGUUCAAAUUCUGGCUGGAGGAGAAUAUGCGGAAGCAGAAGGCUGAGCAGCUGGAGGAGCUGGUGGCUUCUCACGGGAAGGUGGAGGCCACGGUUGAUGUCUCUGGCCUGUGGUUCUCGCAGGUCAUGCUGCAUCAGCAGAAGGAUGGGAGGUAUACUGCUGAGGAACUGCAGCCACCGGUUGGUGCGAUUACGCGGUACGUGGUUAAACAUUCCUUCAACAUCCCGUUGGAGGAGUUUGCUAGAAUCUUGGAGGCACCGCUUCCAACUUCGGUCAAGGGGUUGUGGGAAGGUGUGGAGAGACCUCGGCCAGCGAAACAUGAGACAGCACCCAGGCCGAAGCCGAUGCUGACGUUCGAUUGCGCGCUGGAUGGGGCACCGCCGCGGAAAGGAAGGAAAGCGAGCCCAAAUCAUCUACCGCAGUCCGUGUUUGCGUCGACAUCGUUUACUGCGACUCUGAUGCACAUGUUCCCCAACCUCCCACCCGACGCCCCUCGAUCCGUAGCUUCCCUGCUUGCUGGCAAUCAAUUUGCUAUCUCAGCGAGAGUUCUUCCGUCACCUGUGGUUACCGCUCAGGUUUCCCGCGCGUUCGGCCAGAAUGCUCUCACCACAUCGGCCACCUUUAUUGGAAUCCCACGCUGGGAGAAGGCUCCGAUCGUAGAAACCAAUUUCACGAGACGACUGGCGGUUCGUCACAGUGUCUUCGUGGGCGUCAACACUGGCGGAACCACGUGGCUCGCCAACUUCAGCGAGCUCUUCAGCCUACCGCGCUUCGGCUCUGUACGUAGUGGGUAUGCGUCGCUGGGGUACACCUUCCACCCCAUCUCCUCCGCUCUGGAAGAGGCAAGCGAAAACGCCGAAAGCGGCACAUCCAAGAUGCCCUCCUCGCGCGCUAGCCGCUCAAAGCGAACAGAAACCUACACGGCAUCCGUAACCGCUGGUCUGCUUGCCGCCGGAAUCCAAGCCAAGCUGUCCUGGGGUCGUACCUUCUUCGUGGGCACUCCCGUAACCUCUGCGAUUACCCCCGGCAAACCGCGCUCUCCCGUCGGGAUCCGUCUCGGCCUCGAGACCACCCUGCACGUCACCGGCGCAGCCCAAUACACUGUUAAGGCCUCGCGCAGGUUCUUCGAGAACACCACCUGCGGCGUCGCCGCAACCAUGGGCGGUUCCUCGGGCAAAGGCGGCGUGAUAAUCAGUCUCUCCUGGUCCCGCCUCGGCCAGCGCUUCUCCCUCCCCGUCAUCCUCGCGCCGAUCCCGGACAACAAAUUCAUGAUCUACGCCACGGCGCUUCCCUUCGCCGCCUACGUCGCGACCGAGCUCUUCUGGCUGCGCCCCCGCGAGCGAAAGCUGCGUGCCAAAGAAGUCGCCCGUCUCCGCAAAGCCCUGCAUUACAAAACCCGCCGCCGCAAGCGUGCCGCCGAAGAAGCCGCAGAAAUCAUGGCGCCCUCCGUGAAACGCAAGAUGGACGCCGAGCGGGAAACCGGCGGGCUGGUCAUCGUCAACGCCACAUACGGCGACGAAGCGACACGAGCAGACGUCACCAUCGCGCUCGCGGCACUGGUUGAGGGCGGACAACUCGUUCUGCCCAGGGGCGUCGAUAAGUCACGCAUCAUUGGAUUCUAUGACCCCGCCCCCGGCGCGGAGAAGGUCCUCGAUGUUACGUACCUCUGGCAUGGUGUCACGCAUUGUGUCACUGUUAGGGGCGCCCAGGGGUUGACCGCGCCGUUGAGGUCGCAUCAGGUUAAGGGGAAUUAGCCGGGGAUUGUAACGAUACUCUACUUUAUUUUACUUUACUUUACUUUGCGGCGUGUUGACUGACUAGAUCCGGUUUUGUUGCUGGUGUUGGGCUGGGCUUAUAUGCGGCUUUCUCGCGCUCUCUCUCUUCUCUUGUCUUGUCUUGUCUGGCCUUAUUUACAUGGAUGGAUGGAUCGGGAGAGUCUGUACUUUUACGUUACGUUACUGAGGAUGGGUACCUACCUGAUGUACCUAAAUACUUGACUGUUGGGGCGAGAUGUUGGAACAGUUAUGGUCAGUUUACACUCACUCAUACGAUCUCGUUCGCUUGAACUUUGAAAUGUACGAGGGCAAAAGUCCAGUCAUGCUGCUUGCGGAC